AUGAUUCACAGGCAAUCAAUUUUGCCCAUCGAGCUUUUACUGCAAACAAUUGUUAACCAAUAUUUAAACACGUCCUUUUGUUUGACAAUAGUAGCGGAUUCGCCUAUCGAUUGUGCGUACCCUGUCAGUUUUACCUACAUUGUUCCCAGUAAUAAUUUGUCUUACCAACUGCUGGAAGUAUCAGAGAAAGGAUGUUCAGAUUAUAUUGUGCGCGUAAGAGAACCGGAAAAUUUCAUGGAUGCAUUCGAUGAAGUCAAUCGUUUGGGAAAUACAAGAAGAAGUGACAGAAAGAUUAUUUUCUUACCUUUCAAUGAAAACGAAAUAGAAACAAACAAAUUGCUUAAUGUGUUAUCUUUAACACCGACGAGCUUUGUAGCAAACCUCUUGAUGAUAUUGCCGUCGGCAAAAGGGUUGGACAUAAAUUGUUCAGCGUACAGUUUACUUACUCAUAAAUAUGUUGGUUCUGACGAAGAGACCAGUCAGCCGGUCUAUUUGGACCAGUGGGACAUUUGCACACAAAAAUUUCUUGGCAAUGUGAAUCUGUUCCCUCAUGACAUGUCUAAUUUGCAUGGGAAGACUUUCAAAGUUGCUUGUUUUACCUACAAACCUUAUUCAUUGUUGGACUUAGAUACCACUGCUGGGCUAAAUGGCCGAGAUGGUACGGAAGUUAGAGUUAUAGAAGAAUUUUGCAGAUGGGUGAAUUGUACAAUUAAAUUAAUAAGGGAUGACGAGCACGAAUGGGGUGAAAUUUACGAAAAUCAUACGGGAGUCGGAAUUCUCGGCAAUCUUGUGGAAGAUAAAGCAGAUGCUGGAAUAGCUGCAUUAUAUUCUUGGUAUGAGGAAUACAUAAAUUUGGAUUUCACCAUUCCAACUGUAAGAACUGCUAUUACAUGUGUUGCGCCUUCUCCGAGGUUGCUAGCAAGUUGGGAGAUGCCAUUAAUGCCAUUUUCCCUAUACAUGUGGAUAGCAUUAUUAUUCGCUUUCAUUUAUGCAUGUAUAAGUCUGACUAUUGCUAACAGAUGUUCUACGGACAGAGUACUACUGACAACUUUUGGCAUGCUGAUUACUCAAUCUCAACCUGACACAGCCGUCGGCAAAACUUGGCGUGUCCGCAGCGUUACAGCGUGGCUUCUUAUAUCCGGGCUGGUUUUAGACAAUGCUUACGGAGGGGGCCUGGCUUCAGUUUUUACAGUGCCUAAAUAUGAACCUUCAAUAGACACAGUUCAAGAUUUAAUAGAUAGACAAAUGGAGUGGGGAGCUACACAUGAUGCUUGGGUAUUUUCGUUAACGCUCUCACAAGAUCCGAGAAUAAAACAAUUGGUGAACUUGUUUAGAGUAAAGGCAACUGAUGAUUUAAAACAGCUGAGUUUUACAAGAAAGAUGGCGUACUCUGUUGAAAAGCUACCAGCAGGAAAUUUUGCAAUUGGGGAUUAUAUAACAAAAGAAGCUUUGACUAACUUGUCUAUUAUGAAUCAAGAUUUUUACUUUGAGUAUUGUGUAGUAAUGCUACGAAAAAGUUCUCCUUAUACGGCGAAAAUCAGUCAGUUGCUUGGCCGUCUUCACGCGUCCGGGUUAAUACUAGCUUGGGAAACUCAGGUUGCAUUGAGGCAUAUGAAUUAUGAAGUUCAACUUGAAGUAAGACUGUCACGUUCCCGUAAAGAUGUGGAUUCUGUCGAACCACUUAAUUUUCGGCACAUUGUGGGAAUAUUCUACAUAUAUACGCUGGGUGUUUUACUUUCUAUUUCGCUUUUUUUUAUAGAGCUGUUAUGGAGUAGAAAAUCUGUAAUUUCGAUUGAUCACUAA
This is a messenger RNA of Amyelois transitella, 1803 nucleotides long. RefSeq lists its product as uncharacterized. The transcript has 9 exons. Gene Ontology annotation, cellular component: membrane. The record is from RefSeq and is a predicted model, not a curated record. The coding region runs from base 1 to 1803 and encodes 600 amino acids. NCBI's taxonomy places the organism in Eukaryota, Metazoa, Arthropoda, Insecta, Lepidoptera, Pyralidae. Gene Ontology annotation, molecular function: glutamate-gated receptor activity.